Messenger RNA from Dermatophagoides pteronyssinus (European house dust mite), 2472 nucleotides. RefSeq names its product trynity (gene tyn). Lineage: Eukaryota; Metazoa; Arthropoda; Arachnida; Sarcoptiformes; Pyroglyphidae. The record is from RefSeq and is a predicted model, not a curated record. Gene Ontology annotation, biological process: anatomical structure morphogenesis.
GCAUGAUGAAAAUUUGGACAUUAUUUGGCCUACCGUCGAUUGGUGGGUCAUGGAAUAAUCAUCAUCAUCAUAACAACAAUUAUUGGCUGUCAAUCAUAAUCAUUUUGGCCAAUUUAUUCAUAUUUACUUAUGGUCGAAUAACAUUUGACAAGAUGACAAAUCGUGAUUAUGCUGGCACAAUAUAUUAUACAAUACGCAAUGUAUCAUUAUAUGAAUGUCUUGGUUGGUGUCGUGAUGAAGAUGAUUGCACUGCAGCUGCAUUCAGUUUUGUAGUGAAUCCAUUGACACCAAUACAGGAAACAACAUGUUUACUACAAAAUGAAACAUUAGCCAAAAAACCAACGAUAUCCGGCUCAAAUAACAAUAAUAAUCUAGCGAAUAGUGGUGGUUCAUAUUCAAGUCAAUCAUUACAGAAAGCCGUUAAUAUGUAUUUUUUCUCGAAAAUGCAAUUACGUUCGGAUAAUCUUUGUAAUCGUUUAUGGUCAUUUGAAAGAUUUCCAAAUAAAAUGAUGCGUGGUUUGGAUAAUGCUAUCAUCUAUACAUCGAAUCGUGAAGCAUGUUUGUCAGCUUGUCUUAGUGAGGGUCGUUUUGUUUGUCGGUCGGUUGAAUUUAAUUAUCUUACUCUGCAAUGUCAUCUAAGUGAAUAUGAUCGUCGUAGUCCGGUGAUUGGUUUUUCACAAGAUCUGGUCGACAUUCAGGGCACUGAUUAUUUUGAAAAUUCCUGUCUCCGAUCUGAACAAGUAUGCCCAGAUCAACGAAUCUAUGAUUAUGCCAAAGUUGGUAUGGCAUUCAAUAAAGUUGCUCAUUAUGUUGAAUUAAAUUAUUAUCCGGAUAAAGAAUUAUUGGUCAAAUCACAAGGAGGAUGUCUUCGUGCAUGUACCAUUGAAAAUGAAUUUAUUUGUCGUUCGGUGCUUUAUCGGCCAAGUUUUAAACCUGGACAACCAAAUUGUGCAUUGUAUCAUUUGGAUCAUAAAACAUUUCCCGAUGGUUUGGAUACAUUUGCAACGCCAAGUCCAAUACCAUUAUUGGAUAGUGGUGAUUCGAGUGCUACUUAUUUCGAAGCUGGUUGUGCAAAUGACACAACCAAUAAAAAUCAACAAUCAUCAAUGUCGAUGACAACAACAUCGAUGAUAUCAUCAUCAUCAUCAUCAUCAUCGUUACCGAUGAUAAGUAGCAGUAAUAAACCAAUAUCAACGAUACCAACAAUGCCACCAACAAUAUCGACCAUAUCGAAUGUACCAACAAUACCGCAACAAUCAGCAGAUGGAAUAGAACCAUCAUGUGAUUCAUAUGGUGUUUGUUAUGAUGUUGCAUUGAAAUGUACCGAUACGAAAAUUGUUGUGAACGUACAAACAAGUCGACCAUUUCAUGGCCGUAUCUAUGCAUUGGGUCGAAGUGAAACUUGUAAUCUAAAUGUUCGUAAUAGUCAACAAUUUACAUUGGAUAUAUCAUUGGGUGGCCAAGAUUGUAAUACCCAAUCAUUAGGUGGAAUGUAUACCAAUACUGUUGUUCUGCAACAUCAUAAUGUUGUACUGACCAAAGCGGAUAAAGUUUAUCAUGUACGAUGUACAUAUGAAACAACAUCCAGAAAUGUCACAUUCGGAAUGAUGCCAGUCAGAGAUCCGGAUACAUUACAAAUCACAUCGGCUCCAGAAGCACCGUUGCCAAAAAUUACCAUUUUCGGUAGUGAUGGUCGCGAAGCAUCAACCGUUCGAAUUGGUGAUCGUUUAUCAUUCCGUAUCGAAAUACCCGAAAGUACACCUUAUGGAAUAUUUGCCCGUAGUUGCGUUGCAAUGGCUAAAGAUUCACGAAGUACAUUCGAAAUUAUCGACGAGCAUGGCUGUCCUGUUGAUAAUUCAAUAUUUCCAAGUUUCUACCAAGUUGGUAAUGCUUUGGAAAGUAGUUAUGAAGCAUUCCGAUUUACCGAAUCUUACGGUGUAAUAUUUCAAUGCAAUGUUAAAUAUUGUAUUGGCAAGUGUGAACCAGUCAUAUGUGGUGUUGGCCGAGAUAAUGUUGAAUCAUGGGGACGACGAAGACGCCGUCGUUCAGUAAUGCCAUCAUCUAGUCAGGAUACUGGUGAUGAGGAAAUGACUUUGAGUAAAGAAAUUCUUGUGCUGGAUGUCAAUGAAAAUCUUAAUCAAAUGAACAAUUCUACAAACGAUUCGGUCAUGUUGAAUUUGUUAUCAUUGCAACACCAGCAACAAUGUGCAUCACGAACAUCGAUCUAUGCAAUGGCCAUAUUGUUUGCCUUCCUGUUGGUUAUGUACAUAUUUACAAUCAUUUAUUUCACACGAAAACGAUGGGAUACAUCACCCAAUCAUUUGAAAUAUAUUCGAUAAAGAUUUUUUUUCGCUACUCAAAACUUUGAUGAUUUUUUUUCGUUUCACUCUUAAUCAAUCAUUCAUUCAUCACAAGACAAAUGUGCAGCUCAUUUUCUUCGAAAAACGUAAUUUUUUGCCUCUCGUGAUACAA